Sebastes umbrosus (honeycomb rockfish) is the source of this 5942-nucleotide messenger RNA. It is a transcript of the gene carmil1, whose product is annotated as F-actin-uncapping protein LRRC16A. The record is from RefSeq and is a predicted model, not a curated record. Lineage: Eukaryota; Metazoa; Chordata; Actinopteri; Perciformes; Sebastidae. Gene Ontology annotation, biological process: cell migration; regulation of Arp2/3 complex-mediated actin nucleation. The transcript has 38 exons. Gene Ontology annotation, cellular component: lamellipodium; plasma membrane. Bases 284 to 4663 code for a protein of 1459 amino acids. Gene Ontology annotation, molecular function: protein binding.
GAAGAAAUGUGCCUCCCUGAUUUGUUGUCAGACUCUCACCGACUGGUCUUCACUUUUGGACCUUUUUAUGUCUCACACCGAAACCAAAGUUUGUCCCCUCCAUCCUGUCACAUCUUCCAUCCGUUACUGUAACGCAGAAGUAACGCAGGAGUAACGUGUGUAACGUGGGAAUGGAUGCAGACAGGAACAGUUAGCUGAGGAAGGGUGUCGACAGGUGACCAGCUGAAGAACAACAGGACUACACCUUUACCUUUUCUCCUCGGUGUUUACCUCGGCUGAGGAAAUGGAGGAAAAAACGGAUAUCCCCAACGAACUGUCCGAGAGCGUGCGGGAGGCGGUGGGCCGGAGGGUGAAGCUGACCCUGAGGCGCAAAGUCCAGCUGGAGGUCAAAGGUGACAAGGUGGAGAACAGAGUGCUGGCGCUGGCAUCACAUCGAGCCUAUCUGCUGACGGCACGGGUCCCUUCCAAGGUUGAGCACUCCUUCAGCUACCUGGAUAUCCAGGGAAUCACCAGCAACAAGCCCACUCAGCUGGUGUUGGAGUAUGAGCGCGGCCCGUUGAGCCUCCGGCUGGGCUCGGUGGAAGAAGUGGACGAGGUGAUCACUCACAUCGGCAGCUGUCUGCACCGGAUCUGCCCCGCCGGAUCCUCACCUGUAAAGGUGAUGAAGAAGUUGAGUCUGAAGCCUGCAGAGAGGACGGCGUCCCUCCAGGCCAUCUGGGGCGAACAGGGCUCAGCAGAUCUGGGACCCUGCGGCGGGUUUUCUCAUCAGUACUGGUGUGUGUGUGAUUACCUGGGUCUGCCGUACAGAGAGGAGGUCCAAUGGGAUGUGGACACCAUCUAUCUCACUCAGGACACCAGAGAGCUCAACCUGCAGGACUUCAUUCACCUGGAGAACAGGGAUCUGGUGGCAAUAAUCGCAGCUCUGGAGUACAACCAGUGGUUCACUAAACUCUCCGCCAAAGACUAUAAACUGCCGACAGAUGUGUGUGACCAGAUCUUCAGAGUGGUGUCUCGGUCCAGCCGGCUGGAAGAGCUGGUGCUGGACAACGCUGGACUUAGAAGUGAUUUUGCUCAGAAACUGGCGAGCGCUCUGUCACACAACCCCGCCUCCACGCUGCACACACUCAACCUGAGCAACAACUCGCUGGAGGACAAAGGUGUUUCUGCUCUGAGUGCUCAACUUGCCAAACUUCCCAUGGGCCUAAAGCACCUGAACCUCUCCAAGACCUCCAUGUCUCCUAAAGGUGUGAACAGCCUCUGUCAGGCUCUCUGUGCCAACCCGGCAGUCGCCGUUGCCCUCACACACCUCGAUCUGUCGGGGAACUCGCUCAGAGGCGACGACCUGCCGAACCUGCACAGCUUCCUGAGUCACCCAAACUGCCUGGAGACUCUGGAUCUGUCCAACAGUGACUGCUCUCUGGAGCAGGUGUGUGCGUCUCUGCUCAGAGGAUCUUUGAAGCACCUCUCCGUCCUCAACAUGCCAAAGUCAGUCUUCUCUCACAGGAAGAUUAAAGAGAUCCCUUCGUCCUUUAAGCAGUUCUUCAGCAGCGCUCAGGCUCUGAGCUCGGUCAGUCUGUCGGGGACCCGGCUGCCUCUGGAGGCUCUCAAAGCGUUGUUGUUGGGGCUCGGCUGCAACCCAAACCUCAGUGACGUGUCUCUGGAUCUCAGCUGCUGUGAGCUGCGUUCAGGAGGCUCCCAGAUCCUGGAGGGUUGUGUGGCUGAGAUUCCCAACAUCACCAGUCUGGACAUUUCUGACAACGGUCUGGACAUGGAUCUGACCACCCUGCUGGUCUGGCUGGCCAAGAACCGCUCCAUCAGACACCUCUCACUGGGAAAAAACUUCAACAACAUCAAGUCCAAAAAUGUGUCUCAGGUCCUGGACAACCUGGUUCACAUGAUUCAAGAGGAGGAAUCACCGCUGAUCUCGCUGUCCCUGGCUGACUCCAAGCUGAAGACCGACCUCUCCAUCGUCCUCAACGCUCUUGGCAGCAACACCUCUCUGACCAAGCUGGACAUCAGUGGGAACGCCAUGGGAGACAUGGGGGCCAAGAUGCUGGCCAAAGCCCUGCAGAUCAACACCAAACUCAGGACGAUAGUGUGGGACAGGAACAACGUCAGCCCUCAGGGUCUACAGGACCUCGCUGCUGCUUUGGAGAAGAACUACACCAUUCGUUUCAUGCCCAUUCCCAUCGUGGAUGCUGCUCAGGCACUGAAGGCGAGCCCAGAGAAGACGGAGGAUGCCUUACUAAAGAUGGAGCAGUACCUGCUGAGGAACCACGAGACGCGUAAAUACCUGCAGGAGCAGGCGUACAGGCUGCAGCAGGGAAUAGUCACCACCACCACGCAACAGAUGAUGGACACGAUGUGUGUGAGGGUACAGGACCACCUGAACUCUCUGAGGUUCACAGAGACCAACUCGGUCCAGGACGACAUGAAGGUGGCAGAGAACUUCAUCAGAGACGCCAGGAACUCCAAGACACUGCUCCCCAACCUGUACCACCUGAAGAGUGUGGGGUCCAGCGGAGCGUGUGUUGGAGCCAUUCAGGACAAACUGGAGUCAAUGGCUGGAGAGGUGGCCCGGGUGAUGGACGAACAGCUGCAGACGAUGCUGGUGUCCAUGGUGGACACUGCUGAGGGUCUGUGUCCUCAUGUGAUGAAGAGGAGCAGCCUUCGCCAGGAGCUGCUGAAGGCCGAAGCAGGGAGGAUGACCGUUCCCCGCAGCUUCAUCACCACCACGCUGCUGGAGCAGUCCGGGGUCGACAUCAUCAACAAGAUCAGUGAGGUGAAGCUGAGCAUGGCGUCGUUUCUCUCUGAUCGUAUCGUGGAUGAGAUCCUGGACUCUCUGUCCAGAUCACAGCACACUCUGGGCGACCAUGUGAUCAGGAAGAGUCAUCCUCUGCUGCAUCCCGAGCCCCCGUUGGAGACGGAGGUUCUGGAUGAGAUGGUUCUGCAGCCUGAGAAACACAACCAGGGACAGAAACCAGACCAUGGGCUGGACCAGAAACAUAAGCUGGAGGACAUGGACACUUGCUUUAUGACUCCUAAAUCCAAGAGGAAGAGUAUUCUGGUCCGGAUGCUGCGCCCCGUCUCUGUGGCGUUUGAGAUGGAGUUUGACCUGGACAAGGCUCUGGAGGAGGUUCCCAUCCAUGUUGUGGACCCCCCUCUUCCUCCUCCUCCUCCUCCUCAGCCGUUGGACAGAAUGUCAGCCUACUACGGAGACCUUCCUCCUCCCCCGACUCCACUGGACACAAAGCUUGUCUGCCUGCCUGAGCUGCCACCCAUGGAGCACAAGUUGCUGGAGCAUCACACCAAACUCAGGCCAAAACCCAAGAAGAGGACGAAACCCAGCCGACCACCUCGGAGGGCCAACGGCAGCUCGGCGCCACAAGAGGGAGAGCAGAACAGCAUCAUGGGAAAGCUGGACGAGGGCCUGGAUGACUUCUUCUACAAGAAAGUCAUUAAACUCAGCUUCAAACUUCCCUCUGUGAGAGGUCCGUCCCCCAGCACGCCGGACGCAGCAGAUAAGAAACGCGACUCCAGGAAGAGCGGUUUCUUUAACCUCAUCAAAUCCCGGACGUCCCGCUCAGAGAAGAGCCACGGAGCCGCCUCCAUCACCCCACCCCACCCUGCCUCCUCCACCCCUGCUUCCCCGCCUCCCACUAUUAGCCCAGUGGCUGAGGAACCGACGCCGACGUUCCCAACCCCGCCCGCGAGAAACCCUGGCGCUGUGGUGGAGCCCCAUCAGGAGCUCCACAGGGCUCAAUCCUCGGACCACACGGAUUCUGAGAUGGAGGCCUCUCCGACCGCCGCUGAACCUGCUGAGGAGGAGAAGGAUGAGGAGAAGGAGAAUGUGGAGAAUAAGGAGAACGUGGAGAAGAAGGAGAACCCCCACAUUCCCCGCCAUAUUGGGGUCCCUGUGAUGGGCAUGGACCUGCUGGCUGAGAUGAAGGCCAGACAGGAGAGAAUGGCUGUAAAGAAGUCGGAGUCCUUGCUGGACAAGGUGGAGGAUGAUAAAGCCAAGUCAGACAUCCAUCCCGUUGUCCCAGCAGACGCUGAUGAGUCCAGACCAGAGCCGACUCCCAGGUCAAAACCACCCAGCGUCACCCCCAAACCGCCCCCACCCCAGGCCUUAAAACCCCCGCUGGGGCCCCGCACCUCCGGACCCCUCAGUCCUGCAAGUCCUGCCAGUCCGACCAAUCCGACCAGUCCGACCAGUCCCAGGCCGAGCAGCACCUCCAUCUUCGAUGACUCUGCUGAGGCUCCAGCAGGCAGCUCGUCUGCUAAAGGACCACUUCCUGCUCCUCGCCUGAAGAGGGCGCCGUCAGAGCAGGAGAGGGAGAGCACCAGCAGCAACCCUGCAGGACCCCUCUCCCCACUGGACGGUGAGUUUCCCGUGGUCGGGGAUCCGUUCGAGCCGGCCAGUCCAGAGGUUGAACCCGGCCUCGGUGGCAGACAGUGGUCGUCUCUGAAGAGUUCAGCCAGUCCUCCUGCUGCGAGCGAGGACGACCGAGAGCGAACCAAGUCCCUCCCCGCCUACGUGAGGCCUCCAUCUCCGGCAGACACAGAUCUCAGUCCAGCUGAGGAGGAGGUUCCCUCUCCGGCCGCUGACCACAAGUCUGACAGCAAAUCAGAGGACGAGUCAGACGACGCCCCUCCAGUCUGACACCAACAAGACGUCUCUACAUCCAGCUCGGCUGUCCUCGCUACACCAGAGAGAAACUUUAAGGAGGUCAAUCACAUACAUACACUCAGAAGCAGAGACGGUGGACAAUGAUUUAUUUUUUACAAUUCCUGGUGAGGCACAUGUAAACGGAGGGGACGUUGUAAAGAGUUGAUUUAGCUCGUGUCAUGCUGUUAUCAGUGGAGUUUCCUGACCUCGGAUCAGUCCCAGCUGUUCGUCCAAAUGGGACACCAAAACAGCUCCAUUACCGUCUCUAAUAGGACCAUAAAGGGCAGACCAGAUGGGAUUUAUCUGGUGCAGAGACGAUCUGUAGUUGCUUAGAUAACCAGGUCCAGCUAUCCAAAGGUCAUAAGUCCGAAGCACUGAGGGGAACGAGUCUAAGUAGGUUCAGACUGAAGCAGUUUGGUUUUACUGUAUUUCUGUUCUGCAGGUGAACUAGUGCUGGUAAGUCAGUGACUUUUACCUGCAAACAUUCACUAUUUGUCUUGAAACAAAAACAAAAAUGUCCACAAAUUAGAAAAUGGCAAAAUUAGAAGCAGCUGAAGCAACAAGAAAAAACAAAGAUAACUCUGCUGCUACAACCAAAGUUAAAAUAUAUAUAUAUAUUGAUAUUUAAAAAGCUCAAACUAAUGUUGAGACGAAUUGAAAAUGAAACAAAUUAGUCUUUUUUUUUUUUUUUUUUUUUUUUUUAUAAAACUGUAUUUUAAUUUCUAUAGAACAUCCGCCUGACUGCUAAUAAUGAUGCUAACCUGACUGCUCAAGGUUUUAUUUAAUUUUAAUGAAACACAGAUAAUGGGAAAUGUUACGUUGAGUAUGCAUUGGAAUUGGCUGUAUAUAUAUAGAUAUUAAAAAACAUAUAUUGUAUUAAGCCAUAAGUUUAAUGGUAUUAUAUAAUAAUGCAAAUAUGUUGUUGUUAUGGCUAGUCAGGGUUUUGCUGGGUUUAUUUAACAGUCUUCUCCGUCUAGUUGCGUCUGAGCUUUUUUCUGUAGAUUUCAACUCCAUCUCAAGGUCUUUGCUCAGUUGUCCUAAUAUUAACUAAUAUACAGUAUAUUUACACCCCCACCUGUUACUUCACCCGAUUCAACUGUUAUCAGGCCAUUAAAUAUUAAAAUUAUCGGACGCUAUGAGCACCAUGUAUGUGGGUCAUUAGGGGCUUACUAAACCUACUAUGUUGUAAAGGUGAAAGUGAAACUUAAAAGCAACACGUUCUGACACGUAAAACUGAAUGAAACGUCACGUUUUGAACACAAACAAAACGGCU